This is a messenger RNA of Oreochromis niloticus (Nile tilapia), 9173 nucleotides long. RefSeq names its product netrin receptor UNC5D. The transcript is spliced from 19 exons. Gene Ontology annotation, biological process: netrin-activated signaling pathway; axon guidance. Gene Ontology annotation, molecular function: netrin receptor activity; protein binding. The coding region runs from base 355 to 3264 and encodes 969 amino acids. Gene Ontology annotation, cellular component: membrane. The record is from RefSeq and is a predicted model, not a curated record. Lineage: Eukaryota; Metazoa; Chordata; Actinopteri; Cichliformes; Cichlidae.
GACCUCGCACUCACUUUUUAUCUCUCUCUCCCUCUCUCUCUCUCUCUCUCUCCCUCUCUCGCGCUCUGAAACAGCGAAAGCUGUUGGCUCGCGCGCGCUCAGUCUAAUUAUUCCACUCUCGCGCAGCUGAGUGGCGAGUGCUGAAAGCUCCGCACCGCUUUCCAUCUCUUCCUUCCGCACUGCGAUUCCGUUAGGAGACGGUCCUCUUUGGCGGACACGUACUAGCCCACCUGGACAGAGGUUUUCAUCAGGACACGGAAACGUGUUAAAAGGAGUCUCGUGCAAACGACAAAUGCACGAGACCCGAGGCCGGUGCCCCCAGACCCGACGGGGAGGGAGACAAGCAGAGCAGUGAUGGGACAGUUUUCGGGAGGAUGCUACCUGAGUUUUUUCAUCUUUGUGCUUCUUGGUUCGCAGGUGCCGACCACAUUAGCGAGAGGUUAUGAGGACUGCAUUAGCGCCACCACCGGGACUGGCAAACUGGAGAACAUAAUGGAAUCUAAAUUUAAUCCAUCCAAAAUCACAAGUCAACGAGGUGAAGCCCUCCAGCAUGGACAAUCUGGGACCCUGCCUCACUUCCUGGAGGAGCCUGUCGAUGCCUACAUUGUCAAAAGUAAUCCCAUCAAGCUCCGGUGUCAAGCUCGGCCUGCACUCCAGAUCUUCUUCAAGUGCAAUGGUGAUUGGGUCCACCAGAGCCAGCACACGUCUCAAGAGCACACUGAUCUCACAACAGGGUUGAAGAUCCGUGAAGUGAUGAUCAACGUGUCGCGUCAGCAGGUGGAGGACUUUCAUGGCCCAGAGGACUACUGGUGUUUGUGUGUCGCCUGGAGUCACCUGGGAACUUCCAAGAGCCGCAAGGCAACAGUCCGGAUUGCCUACCUGCGGAAGAACUUUGAGCAGGACCCCCAAGGCACUGAGGUGCCUCUGAAUGGCAUGAUUGUGUUGCAUUGUCGUCCCCCAGAGGGAGUGCCUGUGGCUGAGGUGGAGUGGCUGAAAAAUGAGGAGCCCCUGAGCUUUGAUGAUGGUAAUGUCAUGGAGAAAAAAGGUGACCACAACCUCAUCAUCUCAGAGGCCCGGCUGUCUGACUCUGGAAACUACACCUGUGUUGCUAGCAACAUUGUGGCCAAGCGACGCAGUGCCACUGCUACUGUUAUUGUCUAUGUGAAUGGCGGCUGGUCAUCCUGGACAGACUGGUCUCCCUGUAACGUGCGCUGCGGUCGAGGUGUGCAAAAACGCUCUCGCACUUGCACAAAUCCGGCGCCUCUCAAUGGUGGAGCCUUCUGUGAGGGCAUGUCAGUACAGAAGAGUACUUGCAACACAGUGUGUCCAGUGGAUGGCGGUUGGGGAGAGUGGAGUGAGUGGUCAACGUGUAGUUCGGACUGCGAGAGGCAGCGCAGCAGAGAGUGUACGGCUCCGGAGCCCAAGCAUGGGGGGCGACUGUGUGACGGGGUGGCAGUGGCUACAGAAAACUGCACAGGCGGCCUCUGUACACAGAAUCGGAAGUUGCUGCAUGAUGCCAAGCCACAAGGUGUGGAGAACAGCAGUGAUGUUGCCCUGUAUUCAGGCCUGGCUGCAGGGGUGGUGACAGUUGUAUUGCUCAUCGUCGCUGUCACUCUUUACCGAAGAAGCCAGAGUGAGUACGGUGUGGAUGUCAUUGACUCCUCCGCCCUCACCGGAGGCUUUCAGUCCUUCAGCUUCAAGACCUCUCGUCAAGCAAAUCCUCUGCUUAUUAAUUCAUCCAUGCAACCUGAUCUGACAGUGUCACGUACCUACACCAGCCCCAUGUGUUUUCAGGACUCCAUUGACAAGGAGCUAAUGGCUGAGCGCUCAUUCCUUGACCCGUUGCCUGAUCUUAAGGUUAAAGGGGUGACGGAAAGGGCAGAGUACCACGUCAUGUCCCACCCUCAGACAUUUCCAAGGGGACUGGCUCCAGACUAUAGAGGGGUUGCAGUGGGGACAACACUGGGCAGAAGAGGCAAAAACCUUUUCAGUCCACACGUCUCUCUGACUCCCCGCCUGCCUCUGCACAGAGCAACUGCAGUGUUUGGCCAUGCUGGAGGCAGGCUUGUGGUACCCAACACAGGUAUUAGCCUGCUGGUGCCUCACGGGGGGAUUGCAGAAGACACUACCUGGGAGAUGUACAUGAGCAUCAACCAGGAGGACAGCAGUACUGUGUCCGAGGAUGGGCCAGAGAUCUUUUUGAGCCCUGCAGUGACUUACGGCCCACCAGGCCUUGACCUCUCCUAUCCAAUAGCCAUGACCAUAGCCCAUUGUGCAGAAGUUGCUGCUGAUAAUUGGACCAUCCGCCUAAAGAGACACAUCCAAGACAACAAGUGGGAGGAAGUGAUGUCUGUAGAUGAGGAGAGCACCUCCUGUUACUGUCUGCUGGAGGCCCAGAAGUGCCAUGUGCUGUUGGAGCAUCCAGGUCGCUACGCUCUGGUGGGGGAGCCGCUGAAUCAGGAGGCAGGCAAGCGUCUGAGGCUGGCUGUGUUUGGUAGUCCGGAUGCCAGCAACUCUCUGGGCUUCACCCUCAGGGUUUACUGUGUGGACGACACACCCCAUGCAUUUCAGGAGGUGGCAGUGGGCGAGCGCAGCAGGGGCGGGCGGCUGCUGGAGGAGCCUAAAAUGAUGCUGUUUAAGGCGAACACGUUCAGCCUCCAGGUAUCCAUCCAGGAUGUCCCACAGUUACUCUGGAGCAUCAAGCCUUUCACCACCUGCCAGGAGUUCUCCUUUUCUCAGGUGUGGGCCAGUAACCAGCAUCCCCUGCAGUGUGCCUUCACUUUGGAGCGAUACAGCCACUCCUCGUCUCAGCUCUCCUGCAAGAUCAGCAUCCGACAGGUCACGGGCAAGGAGCAGAUACUACAGGUCUACACGUCUGUAGUGGAGAAUGAAAAGGGAGUGGUUCCCUUUUUCACGCAGUCGGACUGUACCAUCACCUCCCAGACAGGGUCAAGGGCCUUUAAAAUCCCCCUGUCCAUCCGUCAGCGGAUCAGCGCCACCUUUGACACCGCAAAUGCCAACGGGAAGGACUGGCAGCUCCUGGCUCAAAAGCUCCACAUAGACAGGAACUUGUGCUACUUUGCAUGUCAGGAGAGCCCGUCAUCAGUGAUUCUGACUCUAUGGGAAGCCCAGCACCAGGAUUCUGGGGACCUGGACUCUCUGGCCAGUGCCCUGGAAGAAAUCAGCAAGGUUCAUUCUCCUAAGGCAGUCACUCUCAGCUGCAGCAAAGAGGAACGGGACUCUGAAUUCACAAAACUGGCGUAGAGUGGCUGUACAUCAGAUGAAAAUGAACCUUUACUGCAUGAACACUUAUGUUCAGGUGUAGUAACUAACCUACAGUGAGGUGGAGGAGAUGCACAGAGGCCAGCAGGGCAACUUAAUUAUUGACUGUUACUAAAGGAACACCUCUGUUAAACCAAAUGAACCAUAGAGACAGAAGGAAAUCAGGAAAUGACCAAGAGAUGUGUUAUUAGGAGGCACCAACAAACUUUGGAAAGGCAUCUCAAAUUGACACACAAACACACACACAUUCAUUUUUCAUUGAGAAAUGUCAACUUCUGGUACUUCUGAAGACCAAUUUGAUACCCUGUGUUGAAGGAUUACAGAAGCCUGUGAAAAGAAGACAAAGUGUGUUUUAAGCAAACUGCCAAUCAGGUUGGUGCUGUGACCUCCCAGGAUUGGAUGUGCCGGUACUUGCCCUCAAACAGUCAUCUGGGCUGUCAAAAUGUUUAGUGUAAUGGCAUAUUUUCUUUAUGUCACUGACACCUCAUACUUUUUUUUUCUUUUCUGCACAUAUUUCGGCUGAAGCUUUUUAAAAACACACAAAGAAAAAAUGAAUAUCAGCUCUUUAUUUUGUCAGAACAUCUUGUUCCACAGUGAUUGGUAUAUAAAAGGACCUGGAGUCCACAUGCUUAGGAGAUGGAGAUUUAUGAGAAAUUACUUAUUAAAUGCCUUUGAGAGUCAUUUUACACACUUUUUCAGCUCUACAGACAGAGCCCACUGUCAAAGCACCGACAGCAGAGGAGGGUAACUCACCCACCACUGAUCUGUGCCUCAUAUAGCAAUGCAGCCGGAGGUCCAUCCCUGAGUGUCUCUCUUCUUAAUUUGGAGGAAAAUUACGUUUUACUGUGAGAGACUUCAUAGCAGGCAGACAGUAGAGACAUAAGUGUGUUCAUGUACAAUGCCCAGAGGCUUAUUUUUUCUCUAUUUUUAAUUUUAAAAUAAUAAAUUCUAAAACAAAACAAAAAUAUAUAUGAUUUCUGGAGCAUGGAGAUGAUCAAAUACCAGGAAAUGGUUAUUCAGAGACACUUAGCCAUCUUUUACUCCCUCUACUCCUGUCUUAUCUUUCCAAGCAGAGGCAACAUCCACUUGAAAAAAAAGAAGAUAAAAAAAGAUAUCCUGAUCAGGAAGAUCCCACAUUCGGUUGCUCCAGCUGCCCCUCAACUUAAUAAAGUGACUUUGUGUUGAACUCUGCGUUGGCACUCUCUUUUCAUGUGCUUAAUGAAUUGAAUUUUGAAAGGCCAGACAGCCCACAUGCUGCACAGUGGUAGAAAUCAGUCCAUGUUCAAAAACUUCAUUCAGAUAAGAGAUUAAGCAGAGUUUCAGAAAGGUGUAAAAUAUAUACAUAUGCACUAUUUGAGUUUGGACAGCAGAUCAUUGCCAUGUUGGUGUUGCGUCAUGCAGCUGUUUGAACUCCAUCUAAAGAGAAAUAUCUGACAGUCUCUUGGUUUUAACCCAUCAAAUUUGCCUAAAUUAGUAACCCCCCUUGAAAGGCUCAAAUAUUUUUAAAUGCCUAAAACUCUUGAUGGAUUUAAAUUCUUAAUGAAGACUUUCUGCAGUGUUCGUCUGCUCAGUAAGACCCUGUGCUCCACGGCACUCCACAAAGUUUGACGUGGUUUAAACAUUUUAAAAAGCGGCAUGUUGAAAGAGCACUGCUUUCUUUCUUACUUUGAUGCAUACUUGAGCAUUUUGAGAAAUUCAGCCAUCGCACAUAGUUUGCCAAGAAUGUUGAAAAUUUGUCACUAUAGCCAGUAGUCACUUAGCUUAGCAUUACAGCUGAAAAUGGAAAGAAAUAGCAGGGCUCGCUCAGGAGUAACAGCAUGUGCCCAAAGGUACCUCUAAAUCUCACUUACCUACCUGUAAAAUUUGAUUAUAAAAACAUCAGUUUACAUGCAGGGCUAUAUGCCAUCCCUUCAACCUGUGUCUUUAAGCUAAAGGCUAAGUUCACUCCUGUAAACAUGCUGUAGCCAGCAUCAACAUUAUGAACAGGUUCUGGGGGUCCAGGCUUACCUAGUAAAGUCGCUGUGUCCCCUCAGCUGAAUUCUACAGAUAUACUUCAACUGCUCAACUAAUUCAUCCAAUUGAGCAAUGAAAAGCGCAUUUGUGGUAACCAGGAUGACUAAGGAGGACACUGAACCCACAGGCCUAUGGAGGUCAGGUCAGGUCCUGAAACUAAAUUGAGAUCAUUUCAGCUUGUGCAGCUAGUUUUAGCUAGCAUGCGCAUAGUCAAAUAUUGCAAAAACAUAUGAAAGUGUAUUGAAAAUACUGUACGCUCACAGUCAGCUUUCCUAGUGUGUGGUGAUUUUACUGAUCCACUUCGGCACCAAGAGAAAAUGCCUCUCCUGAUAUUUUCACACUUUUAUAACUCUAACUACAUUUUUCUCUGAGUGUACUAUGCAUAUAUCCUUCCAAAUAUGUAUAGGGUGUUUGGGAAGUGACUUGAGGCAAAAGCCCCCUGCUGGGAGGGGGGGCAAGGUUGGUUCCCCGUCCAGUUGUCAUGGUCUGCUAUUGAUCCACCCUGGCUGUAUCCUUCCACAGACAAACUAGUGUGCAAACUAGUGAAUUUCUCAACAUGUGGAACACUUCUUCUAUUUAGCCUCCCAACUUUGUGGUCAAGCUGGCAGAGAAAGAUGCAGAUUGAAGUGCUCAUGCUGGCUUCACACUAAAAAAUGUAGUUCUUAUUGAUUCGUGCCAUCAUGGAAAUAGCACAAAGACAUGCAGUUCAUUCAAUAACUGCUGGGAAUCUGUUUUCAGUUACCCACGACUGCUCACUGAAAAUAAUGCAAACCUGUACACGGUUAGCAAACAUAUCCAAACCUUGUUUUUCUAUCUGUGUGGAUCAAAGAACAGCACAGAAUAAGCUGGACUAAAAAGUUGCUGGCCAAAGUUUGGAAUGCAGUCAUGACUGCAGGAAAUUUAUUGACAGACCCCCUCUUAGUAGUCGCAUGCUGAGUCAGACCUCUUAAGUUUAGUCAGGAUCUAAACAUAGCAUUUAAAAACACAGCUCACAGUACAGUAAAGAUAUAUAUUUGUAUAUCUAUAUUUUACACUUGGAUGUAUCUUCUGAAGAGUGUAAAGUGUCCGUUCCUGUCUGUUCAAUUUUCCCAUUCAGAUUCUCCCAUUCAGAUUCCCCCAUUCCCAGUUUAUAAAAAAUGUGAAAAGUUAUCACCAUGCUGACUAAAGGCAGAUCGUAAUGUUAUUUUCCAUGUCUUUGUAAUGCUGUUGACAUCUAUCACCUGCAUAUCUGCUGAAUGAGGACUAACAGCAGUGGAGUCCUUGAUUCAUCAGCGACGGCUCAACAGCUGAACUCCAUUCACUCCAAAACAGGUUUUCUCAAUUGUGAGAAAACUACAUGGAGCAGUUUUUUUGUCAAACUUCAGACUGAGUAUAAAGAGUUUCAAAAUUAGAAUCAGCUCCCAAUACUAAACAAGUAAAGUAAUAGAAACUGAUGUAUGAACGGGAAAUGAAAUUGCUCCAUGCAGUGCUGUUUUUCUACAGCAGCUGCAUUAUUCCCAUACUUGCUUCUUCUGUUUGCCAUCAGGAGAUACUUUCCAUUGCCACACGAACGGGCCAACUUUUAGCAUGCUCACAUAUGGGAGUGCAGGAAUCAUCUGGAAGAACAAUCUUACCUAUUCAGAAUUUGGUGCAGGGGAUCUCCAGCAGAGCUGCACCGUUGGCCUGCGUUGCUAAACAUUUUUCUGCAGUUGCUCACCAAAGUGGAAAAAAAGUAAUCUAACACAUACCCCACUGAUACAUCAUCAUUCCCUGAGCUGACUCCUUGAAAAUGACUUCUGAUGAAAGGCCGGAUCUGCCCUGCAUCCUCUGCAAGCCGCUGUAUGGCAAAUCAUUUCUAUUAGCUUUCGAUUUUUAUGAUUUUUUUUUUUUUACUGUAUUUACAGAUGUAUCUGAGCUCGGGUCUUUUUAGAUCUCAAGAAAUACACACCAUUCCAGCCAUCUCCAGCCUUCUAUAGGGCAAGUACUGGAAGAAAAAUAUCACAUUGAGAAGAAUGCAUAAAGGGAAGGAGGGCAUGCAAAAAUAUGUGUGCUUGAAUUGAUGAGAAAUGCAGCCAGAGAUGAGCCUUUUUAUAAAGAAAACAGUCAGUCGCUCUGGUACUGCUACUACACCCUACACAUUAUUAUUAUUAUGGAAAUAUCAGAAAGUCUAGCAGUAAUACAAACAGCCUGAAAAAGGCCAUUUCUCCAAGCUGAGCAUCUUCAGAAUGCUGCAGUGGAUGGGUGAAAGCUGAUGGUCUACUGAGCAACCAAAUUGUAUUCAAAGAAAAGGACUGUGAGUCUUGAUUGAAAGGUUGACCCACAAAGACGGGAUAUAGCCAGUAUUUACUGGCAGCACAGAAAACCACCGAGCACCUGCCAAUGGGCAGUAUCCAUUUUUCUGCAUCAGAGUGGAAGAUACUUUAUUAAGUUAUUUUGUCUCCAUGUGGAAUCAGCAUUACUCUGCUUUCCCCAGUUUUCAGUGAGCUUUCUAGUCAGGGAAGGAACCACACGAUGCUAUGCAGGUCUCUAACAAACAGUGACAACUCUCUGAUUUAUACCACCUCGCAAAGAUUUUGUGGACACUGCUUGAAUUAAAAAUGACUUUGGACAUUUGUGGAUGUUCUUUCUGGAAAUUUACAGAUUUUUUUUUUUUUUUUUUUGGCAGAAGGAGGAAACUUGUCAGACUUUUUUUGGCUCAAGCUUUGGACAAGAAGGUGUUGCUCUGCCAAAUGUUUCUCUUUUCCCAGAUUGUCCACUCAGUAUCUCACAUACCUUGAACUUUGGCGAUUUUUCUUUAGUGAAAAUGUUCAAAUGCCAAAUUUUUCCAUCUUCUUUUACUACUUCAAGCCAGCUUCCCUCUCGCCCUACAUAUGCACAUGUAUACAUACACAUACAGGAGUCACAAGGAAACUGAGAAGCUUUACAGUUACCCGUGUUGUGCAUCACAAAAAUGAGUUUUCUAACUAAUUGUGCCUCUUUGUGUGGGUUUGGUGUCAUAGGAAAAAUCUGUCCAGAAUGUUGUUGUUUUUAUUAUUAUUAUUAUUAUUAUACAUCAUAUCAAAGAAACUAAUUUGUUAGUUGCAAUUUGUUAUAUGCAAGCUGUAUUGUUUGAUGCCAUGCACAUCCAUCUUAUAUACACUGCAGAGGUGUUUCCAGAGAAUACUGAAGCAUUUAAACCUGCUAGCUCUGAUGCUAAGACGUGCAGUGGCGAUCAGCUAGCUAGAGAUUGAGGAUGCGCGUUGUGUCCAUCAGUGUCCUUUCCAUAAACUCAAUGACUCAGAGUGUACAUGUGCGACAGUGUGAAAGAGAGUUGUGUGUAUACUUUAAAAAGCUGUAUAACACGUCCUUGAAGAAUCCAGCCUACUGUAGUGCUACUAUCUCAGCUUGUUCAGAGUGUGAUGUAAAGUGUUUGGGCUUUUUUUUCACUGCCUACUAUCUUAAGAUCGACACUUUGGGAGAAAAACAACAGAUAACUAGAUGCUAACUUAAGUAAAAUGAUCUCAGUUCAUGAAACGUGGUGACAGUUUCAAUCAAAACUUUCUAAUUUUACUGUUUUUCUUUCCGUUGUUCUUUUACUUCUGCUGCUGCCUUUAAAAAUUCGAGUAUCCUACAAAUCUAUAUAUUGUAUCGAACAGCUGGGUAUGUUCAGUAUCUAUUCAGAAGGUUCUGUAUAUAAUUUAUUGCAUUUUCUGUAUGUUUAGUUGGAAACAUUUCAAUGCAUUUUCUGUGCUAAACAUUUGAGUUAAGUGCUAUAUGAAUGUUAAUGUUGAGAACAGUCACUGGUGAUGUUCCUAUGGGCCAAUUCUUUGUCCUUUUUCCCCUUUUUUUUCAAAGUUUUGCAAAAAUUUUAAAACUGUACAUACUGUAUUGUGUUGAAAUAAAUAUGCAGUGAAAUGGUA